AUGUCUGAGCUCUUCUCGCGCCUUGGAGCCUCCUACAAGGUCUGCCCCCUCAGCUGUGCCUUGGCCUGCAGGCCUCGGUCAGGCCGCUGCUGCAUCACCGCUACCCGCUACCGCGGCAUCUCCUGCUACCGCAGCCUCACAGUAGGAUUCGGCAGCCACAGCGUCUAGGGGCUUCGUUCAGGCAUCUAUGGACGCAGAUUCGGCUACCGCUCCGGAGGCGUGUGCGGCCCCAGCCCGCCCUGCAUCACCAGCGUGUCUAUCAGCGAGAGCCUUCUCACACCCCUCAACCUGGACAUCGACCCCAACGCACAAUGUGUCAAGCAGGAGGAGAAGGAGCAGAUCAAGUGCCUGAACAGCAGGUUUGCUGCCUUCAUUGACAAGGUGCACUUCCUGGAGCAGCAGAAUAAGCUUCUAGAGACCAACUUGCAGUUCUGCCAGGACCGCAAAUGCCACCAGAGCGACCCAGAGCCACUAUUUGACAGCUACAUCCAGACACUGAGGUGGGAGGCUGAGGAGGUGGAGGCCGAUGGUGGGAUGUUGGCCUCUGAGCUCAACCAUGUGCAGCAGAGCCUUCUGUUCUUCACCUCCAGGUAUGAAGAGGAAGUAUCCCUCAGGUCGACUGCAGAGAAUGGAUCUGUGGCCCUGAAGAAGGAUGUGGACAGCAACGAUCAGCAUAAGUCUGACCUGGAGGGCAAUGCAGAGGUGCUGCUGAAGGAGACCAACCUCCUAAGGCGUCUGUAUAAGGAGGAAAUCUAUGUUCUCUCUUCUCACAUCUCAGACACCUCCGUCAUUGUCAGGAUGGACAACAGCAGGCACCUGAACAUUGACCACAUAGUGCCUGAGACCAGAGCUCAGUAUGAUGACAUUACUACCCACAGCCAGGCCAAAGCCAAGUCCGGGUACCAUACCAGGCAUGAGGAAAUGAAGGCCACACACAGGGAUAGAUUGAUCUAUCCUGCUGCCCUGAUCCAGCACAGGGAUACAAUGCAUGGCACCAAGGAAGAGAUCAGCGAGCUGAACCACAUCAUCAAGAGGCUGACAACUGAGAUUGAGGACACCAAGUCCAAGAACACCAAGCUGGAGACCGUGGUGACCCAGUCUGAGCACCGGGGUGAGGCGGCCCUCAACGAUGCCAAGUGCAAGCCAGCAGGGCUGGAGGAGGCCCUGCAGAAGGCCAAGCAGGACAUGGCCUGCCUGCUGAAGGAGUACCAGGAGGUGAUGAACUCCAAGCUCGGCCUGGACAUCGAGAUCGCCACCUACAGGCGCCUGCUGGAGGGCGAGGAGCAGAGGUUGUGUGAGGGCAUCGGUCGUGUGAGUGUCUGUGUCAGCACCUCCUGGAGCAGGGUCGUGUGUGGGGACCUGUGCAUGUCAGGCUCCCAGCCCGUGACAAGCAGCAUCUGCAGCACCCCGUGCAGCAGGAAGAAUGUGACAGGGAGUACCUGCCUGUGGGCACCCUGUGGCCAGAGCUGCAGCGGCAGCCGCUCUGUGUGCUCUGUGGGCUUUGCAUAG
This is a messenger RNA of Chinchilla lanigera (long-tailed chinchilla), 1509 nucleotides long. Its product is annotated as keratin, type II microfibrillar, component 7C-like. Gene Ontology annotation, molecular function: structural constituent of skin epidermis. The record is from RefSeq and is a predicted model, not a curated record. NCBI's taxonomy places the organism in Eukaryota, Metazoa, Chordata, Mammalia, Rodentia, Chinchillidae. Gene Ontology annotation, biological process: intermediate filament organization; keratinization. Gene Ontology annotation, cellular component: keratin filament.